Daldinia vernicosa is the source of this 1928-nucleotide messenger RNA. RefSeq names its product carbohydrate esterase family 9 protein. Lineage: Eukaryota; Fungi; Ascomycota; Sordariomycetes; Xylariales; Hypoxylaceae. The record is from RefSeq and is a predicted model, not a curated record. Gene Ontology annotation, molecular function: N-acetylglucosamine-6-phosphate deacetylase activity. Gene Ontology annotation, biological process: N-acetylglucosamine catabolic process. The transcript is spliced from 2 exons. Bases 222 to 1535 code for a protein of 437 amino acids.
CCCAACAUCGGCAACCCUUCGGCGUAGACGGAUAUGCGUUGUGAUAUCAUGAGUAAAUAAAUACAUAUGUAUGAGCUAUUUCCCGUCUUCUGGCUUGUCUCGUUCAUGGAGACAAUGAUACUUGCUCGAGGGGCAAUAGUCCUACUACUCGAUAAGACAUAACACAGAAUAUAUCGAAGUGAUAUAUAUACAAUUUCUUCGCUUAUCUCCCAACACUCAUCAUGCCUCACUCUCUACCCUCGUCGCCUAAAUCGACACCAAGGGAUGGCCGGAAUGGCAUUACCAAAUUCACCAACUGCCGCAUCUUGAAAGGCGACAAACUGCUAGAUGAAGACCUAUGGGUUAAUUCCGUCACCGGAAAAAUCAUUAGAAGCCAGGCUGCUUUUUACGAUGAUUUUAUCGUCCCAGAUGAGGUUAUCAACCUCCGCGGUCGUAUCCUAUCUCCUGGUAUUAUCGAGUGCCAGCUCAAUGGAGCCUUCGGUUUCAACUUCUCGACCCUUCUCGAACCCGCCGUAUACGCUAAGAAGGUCAAGGAGUUGAAUAAACAGAUGGUCAAAACGGGUGUCACAUCAUAUGUACCUACAAUCACAAGUCAACGGAGCGAACUAUACCAGCGAGUUCUACCGUAUCUUGGUCCGUCGGGAUAUCGACAGGUCGCAGAGGAUGGAGCAGAAUCUCUCGGUGCCCAUUGCGAAGGCCCGUUCUUAAGUCCAACUAAGAACGGAGUUCACAAUGUGGAUGUAAUACGAGAAGCCGAGACCUUUGCGGAUCUGGAGGAAUGUUAUGGAGCAGAGAACCUUGAUCACGAAGAUGCGUUCCGUCCCACGCCGAUAAAGAUGGUUACCGCUGCACCGGAGCGGGGACAGAUGACAAAACUCAUUCCCGAACUCACAAAACGGGGCAUCAUCUACUCGAUCGGACACUCAGAAGCCACAUACGAACAGGCGUCGGCAGCAGUUGCUGCUGGCGCGACAAUGAUCACUCAUCUUUUCAACGCUAUGCGACCCCUACACCACCGAAAUCCCGGCAUCUUCGGCGUCCUAGGCUUAGCAGAAAGCUUACCUCGCCCCUAUUUUGGCAUCAUUGCUGAUGGGGAGCACUUACAUCCCACAACAAUUAAGAUUGCCUUCAACGCUCAUCCCGACGGGUUCAUCCUCGUCACCGACUCCAUGCACCUGGUCGGCCUGCCAGAUGGUGCUUACCAGUGGACCAACGGCGAGAGCGCAAGCCACAUCGUGAAGAAGGGUAAUAAAUUGAUACUAGAGGGCACCGACAGAAUUGCUGGAAGUUCGAUAACACUGAUCGAAUGUGUUUCUAACUUCCUCAGCUGGUCUGGUGCAACCAUACCCCAAGCCCUAAAGGCUGUCACAUCGACGCCGGCCGCUAUGUUAGGCCUGCAGGGUAUCAAGGGGUGUCUUGACGAUGGCGCGGAUGCAGACUUGGUAGUGUUGUCCGAGAAGCGGACAGAGAACCGCACUGACCUCAUUGUCGACGAGGUAUGGAAGUUUGGUACGAAGGUAUUUAGUCGCUCAUAGUUAGAAACCGGAGAAAGCAUGACAGACAGGUAUACUUGAAGAGAUAAAAUUGUUGUAUCUGAAGGUCACGGAGUCAGGCGGUAUAUUUAUAUCGGCAUAGAACGUUGUUAUAACUGGGUUUACAUGUCUGGUAGACACGACUUGAUAUUAAGAUCUCUGUUAGACGGGAGCCCUUCAUUGCGAUACCCAGUCACCUUAGUAUAUUGAGAAAGUUAAAUAUUUUUGCUAAUUUGCUAUGCUGGCUGUUCCUCUGUACUCUAAGGAUGUUUAUAUCUACGUUACGUUAGGUCGCUUGACGGUCAACUUGAAGGGCUUCUUCAAACGAUCCAUAGGGGUAAUGCCAUUUCGUCCCAGAGGUGCUGGUUUCUGAAUACCACCACCUCUCCAACCAAC